Messenger RNA from Sphenostylis stenocarpa, 2646 nucleotides. NCBI's taxonomy places the organism in Eukaryota, Viridiplantae, Streptophyta, Magnoliopsida, Fabales, Fabaceae. The record is from the annotation of a GenBank genome assembly.
AUGGUUGCUGAAGGAACCAAAAGGCCUCAACUUUCAUUACCAAGGAAAAUAAACGUUCAGAAAUAUGCUGAAUCCCGUGCCCUUGAGUUGCAGAGUCUUCAAUCUAUUAUAGAAAAUAGAGUAAGCAAUGAUUAUAGGUCUCAAAGGAACAAGAGGAGAAGGACAACUGCGUUUGAUAACCAAAUUGCAAGAAAAGGGUGCAGAAGAAAGAGGCAGAAACUGGGAAUAGUUGGUAAAGCCCUUGUUGAAUCAGGUUUGGAGGAGGAUACACUAAAGAAGCUUCCUCGGCGUGUUCGUCGGAGAUAUGAACUAAAGAAAAACCUAGAGAAUGGUUUCUGCACUUCUGGGGAUGGAACCAAGAGGCUGAGAACUCAUGUUUGGCAUGCAAAGCGGUUUUCUAUGACCAAGCUUUGGGGUUACCAUCUUCCGUUGUGUCUUCAAGGAAGAGGGAAAGGUUCGAGGGCAAUCUUGAAAAGGCUCAAACAAGGGGUGCUUGUGCACGAUGCAAGCUAUUAUUCUGCUAUCCAAUUGGAGGGUCCAGAGGAUUCAUUACUGUCAGUAUUAAGAUUGGUACUAGAACCCUCUCCAGCAAGAACAACACAUACUGGAAAUCAUGAUGACUCUGUUCUUUCUGGUGUAACCUAUGGAAGUGCAAUGCUGCAUCAUGUUGGAGCCCCAAUUUCUCCUCCAAUUGCUCCUGUGACCUAUAUGUGGCAACCAACUUCCCAAGAAAAUAUGAGUACACAGCUAGAUGGACGAGAUCAUUAUAUUUCUUGUGGACAAAAUGGUGCCAAUAACGAUUCAAACAAACAUGAUGUUGAAUUAUGUGAAAAAUCAGACAAUAUGAAGCAUGGUUCUUCAUUUAGACACCUUUGGGUGUGGAUACAUGCUUCUGCCUUUGAAGAAGGAUACGAUAAUCUAAAAGUUGCCUGUCGGAAAGAGAUGGAGAAGAGGGGCAUUAUAAUUAAUUGCUUUUCCCUUGAGGGUCAACUUGCAAAAUUAGAAUUAAUUGGAUUAGGGACAUUUCAGCUUCUUCAGAAGAUGCUGCAUCCUGUCGGAGGUAUUUCAGAGAAUCAUUGGCAAUUAAAGAAACAUAUGACAAUGGAAGAAGAGUGUGUUUCUCAGAAUAAAAAUUCAAGAACACUGAAAAAUGGAGAUCAUUUCUCUUCUUGUGCUAUGAUACCUCUUAAUGUCAAGGAUCCUCGAGAAUUGCCUUGGAAGAGGAAUGCUGUUCCAAUAGGGUCCAUUUCAAUUAAGACUUUGAGUAACGAACAGGAAACAAAAUGCAAAGAACUUGCUGAUUUGGAAGGAAAUUUGGAAGAGAAUAAAGAAUCAUCUUCAUUAUCAUGUUCAAAACUUGAAGACAGCCAGUCUAAUAUUGAUGAUUUGUGGUAUGCUACGACCAGAGGGUUGAGGCCCCCAUUGGAAGACAGUGUCCUUUCCAAGGAGAAACACCAUAAACAUAUGACUAAUUUCUGCCUUGAUGAUAUAGAUUCUGGAGAGGCUAACCCUUCAACUAAGGUGCAGUGUUUGAGAUCUUGCCCUAUUCUUCUUUUAAAAGGUGAUACGAAGGAAAUGAUCAUAGGAUGGUCCAUUAUACUUCCCUUAAGUUGGGUCAAAGCAUUCUGGAUUCCACUCAUCACCAAUGGGGCACAUGCAAUAGGUUUGCAAGAGAAGCACUGGGUUACAUGUGAAAUUGGGCUACCAUUUUUUCCUUCAGAUUUUCCAGAUUGUAAGGCAUACUCUUGCUUAAUGGAAGAUAAGGCUGUUGCAUUUAAUAAAAAGGAAGAACUUCGUCCUCCAUCCGUUAGGCAUUUGAGAGUUCCCAUCCAACCUCCAUGGGGUAUUGUUAACAUCACUUUCAACAAAAUGAUUAGUGCAAUGGAAACUCCUGAUCUUUCAACUAGGGAAGAUUUGACCAUCACUAAUUUAUCACCAAAUCCUUUUCCUUUAAGCUUUAAAGUUUCAAACUCUCCCUCUUGGAGUAAUUUGUUUGAUGGAACUGUGGUUAGGACAGGUUGUAUGCUGACCACUUUCCUCAAUGAAACAAAAGCUGGUCAAUUGUUAUUGUUUCCUUAUGCAGCUGAUGGAGAGGCUAGAAUCUCCAAGUUUAUUAAUGGAGAACUAAAGCUUGACCCAAGGUACAAAAGCUCUGACAUAUAUGACCAUAAGCUAUGUUUUGUAAGAGUUCAUCUUCAUCCAUUCAAGGAAGGAUGUUUUGAAGAAGGUGCAGUUAUUUGUGCACCAUAUCCUUCUGAUAUAUUUUUAUGGACUUCAAGUUCAGAGAGAAGUGAAGAGGGACUUCAAAUGUCUCAGUCUGCAAUGCGAUCAUACUUCAAAGAACAUUCCUCUGGUAGAUGGGAAAUGCAGAUACCAGAUGAUUCAAUUUCUAGCAAGUCUCACCGUUGGCCUAUUGGCUUUGUCACUACAGCCUCUGUUCAAGGAAGCAAGAGUCUUGUAGCUGAGGGCUUUUGCGAGGCCGUUUUACUAUCUCAUUUAAGAGAGGAACAGUGGAAGGAGAUGGCUAUGAAGCAGAGGAGGAGGGAAAUAUACGUACUUGUCAGGAAUUUGAGAUCUACAGCAUACAGACUUGCUUUUGCUUCUAUCAUUCUUGAAUUUAAGGAAAAUGAUAUCGAGUUCUUAUAA